Molecule: messenger RNA, 1011 nt
Organism: Brassica rapa (field mustard)
Lineage: Eukaryota; Viridiplantae; Streptophyta; Magnoliopsida; Brassicales; Brassicaceae
Product: gamma-glutamyl peptidase 4
Cellular component (GO): cytosol
Source: RefSeq, a predicted model, not a curated record
CACUUUUUUGGUUAAACCAAUAAUCAAUAUUCUAUUUUCUAAUACAUUUUUUUGUCAAAUUGAGACAAAAUAAAUAAAAUAAACCUAAAAAAGCAUAAACAAUUAGACAAGAUGUGUUCGAAGAGUUGAAGUGAAUGGUGAACCCCAUAGCCAUUAUAAAUAUAUCCAGACUUACAUUUCUCUCUUCUCCAUUCAUUCUCUUAAACUCUUCAUCUCUCUCUCUCUCUCUUUCAAGCUCUAUCUCUUAAAUUAUCGAUCAAAUGGUUGAACAGAAGAAGUACCUAUUGUUUCUGGGGGUGCCUGAUUCGGAGUUUGCCAAGAAAACGUACGGAGGAUACCAUAACGUGUUUGUUUCUUUGCUCGGCGAUGAAGGAGAGCAAUGGGAUUCCUACAGAGUCUUGGACGGUGAGUUUCCCGACGAGAAGGAUCUUGAGAAGUACGAUGGAUUUGUCAUCAGUGGAAGCUCCCAUGAUGCCUUUCAGGACACUGAUUGGAUCUUGAAGCUUUGUGAUAUUAUCAAGAAACUCGAUGAGAUGAAGAAGAAAGUUUUAGGUGUAUGCUUUGGCCACCAGCUAAUAGCUAGAGUGAAGGGAGGGAAGGUAGGGAGAGCAAGGAAAGGACCAGAGCUUUGCCUCGGAAACAUAACCAUCCUGAAGGACGCAGUGGCGCCCGAAAACUACUUUGGUGAGGAAGUUCCGACGAGUCUGAGGAUCAUAAAAUGUCAUCAGGACGAAGUUUUGGAGCUGCCUGAAAGUGCAAAACUACUUGCAUAUUCAAGCAUGUACGAGGUAGAAAUGUAUUCAAUCGAAGAUAACUUCCUCUGCAUUCAGGGACAUCCUGAGUAUAACCGUGACAUUUUGAUCGAUAUCCUCGAUCGUGUGCUUGCUGGAGGCCACAUUACGGAAGACUUUGUGAAAACGUCAAAAGCAACAUUGGAGAAUAAUGAAGCAGACAGGCAAUUUUGGCAGAAGAUUUGCAAAAACUUCCUCAAAGGUUAAGCCUCCUUGUUAG